Paramormyrops kingsleyae is the source of this 2115-nucleotide messenger RNA. It is a transcript of the gene ogg1, whose product is annotated as 8-oxoguanine DNA glycosylase. Gene Ontology annotation, cellular component: nucleus. Lineage: Eukaryota; Metazoa; Chordata; Actinopteri; Osteoglossiformes; Mormyridae. The record is from RefSeq and is a predicted model, not a curated record. Gene Ontology annotation, biological process: nucleotide-excision repair; base-excision repair, AP site formation; base-excision repair. Gene Ontology annotation, molecular function: damaged DNA binding; 8-oxo-7,8-dihydroguanine DNA N-glycosylase activity.
UUUAUCAGACGUUUAUUUAUGGAGUUGUUGACAAUACUGUAUAUAUAUAUAUAUAUAAAAUUGGGGGCGGGGGGUGUAUAGGACUGAAGAUCGCGUUGGUUUUGUUGUACGCAUGCUAAGCUGUCAAAAGACUAUUAUAAGUUUACUGCUCUUGGCUUUUGCUGUAAUGGUUUAAUUAAAAUGUAUUUCUAUUCAACCCAUAAGGCUGCGACGAUGGUCGGAAAAAAAGCGUUUAGUGCGCUAGUUUGAAUGGUUUUGUUCACUAUUUUUACAGUCACAUUUAUUUUAUGUUGUGUUUUGGUUUUAAUAAAAACUUCGCUUCCGGGAUAAACUCCGGGUACCCGCACCCCUGCAUGUAAUAACCCGUUGUAGAAAAUGAACUAAUGAAUGAUAUAUGCAAUAGUAUUGUAUAUAUACACAUAAGUCUGAACUACUAGAUAUACUAAGACAUAUACGCAUAUUAGUAUCUAAUGUAUACCACUAAUUAAAAAUUGAUUUUCUUUUGUUAUACUUUCAACUUUUGGAAGCAAGUCUUUUGUUUUGGAUUGCAAAUAUGUGGUAUAAAACAAAGUAUACUUACUUUAUUUGAAGGUGGAACUGAAUGAAUAGAUUUUAUUUUGUCAACUGUAUUGCAGGUUUGUAAGAGUUAGAGCAGUUUGAGAGACGUGACUGCAGAACAUUCCCCAUGACCCAACAUGCUGUGUUCUCCUCUGGAGCCAACGUGUGGCGAUCAUUCUGCUGUCCACGGUCAGAGCUGUGGCUGGACUUGACGCUAGGAUGUGGACAGACUUUCCGGUGGCGUGAAACAGCCGACGGCCACUGGACAGGGGUGAUGGGAGGCCGUGUCUGGACACUGAUGCAGACAGAGGACAGGCUCUGGUACCACACGUACGGCUCCCAGGUCAGCACAGCGAGGCAGGCUGGCAGGAAAUGGCCAGGGGAGGGUGAGCGGCUCGAGACCGUGAAGAAGCUGAAAACAGAGGCUGCAGCUGUGAAGGAGGAGCCGGAGGGCGGCACACUGGAGCUUGGGGAGGUGACCUCUCAGUGGGACGGAGGUGAAGAGGAGACCCUGAGAGAUUACUUCCAGCUAAAGGUGCCACUGGGGGACCUAUACAAAGAAUGGGCCUCUGUGGACCAUCACUUUAAGGACAUCGCCAACAUAUUUACAGGUGUGAGGAUGCUGCGUCAGGAUCCCACCGAAUGCCUCUUCUCCUUCAUCUGCACCUCCAACAACCACAUCUCCCGCAUUGAGGGCAUGAUAGAGCGGCUCUGUGCCAAACUGGGAGCUCCCCUGUGCCGGCUGGAUGGCACCCCCUACCAUGAUUUUCCCACUGUGCACGCUCUGGCAGAUGGCAGCGUGGAGGCAAGUCUCAGAGACCUGGGUUUCGGUUACCGCGCUCGCUUUCUGCAGCAGAGCGCCAGGCAAAUUCUGGACCAGCACGGCGCCGACUGGCUGGGUGGCCUGCGCAGUGUGCCCUAUGAAGAGGCCCGCAGUGCACUCCGCACCCUUCCUGGGGUGGGCUUCAAGGUGGCAGACUGUGUGUGCCUGAUGUCGCUGGAUAAGUCUUGUGCGUUGCCUGUGGACACGCACAUGUGGCAAAUUGCACAGAGGGACUACCGCUGCACCAUGGCAACGGGCCGCAAGACUCUGACAGACAAGGUCUACCAAGAAAUCGGAGACUUUUUUAGAAAGCUGUGGGGUCCUUAUGCUGGAUGGGCACACUCUGUGCUGUUCUGUGCCGAUCUGAAGAAGUUCCAGAAGCUAAAAGAGCCUCCAAUAAAGAUGGAGGGAGAGGGGGAUGAGAAAGAGAGCAUAGGAAAGAUGAAGGCUGAAAAGAAACAUGGAAAAGCGAGAGCUAAAGUGUGCAAAACGUGACGUUUUGGUGAAAAAGGAGAAAGAGUCUAACCUUGAAACGCUGAACUCUUGUUAAGUACUUUUUAUAUGUAAUGUGUAUGUGACAUGUAAUGUUUUUAUAUGUACCUUUUUAUAUGUAAUUCUUUUUUGCAAUUUUUAUACAAAAGUUUUAGAUACUGAAGUUUGGUAAAAAACAAAACAAAAACAAAUGUAUGUACGUAUCUAAUUCUCUUGAAUUAAACUGAUUCCAACUGUAAAAA